Eimeria maxima is the source of this 294-nucleotide messenger RNA. RefSeq lists its product as hypothetical. The transcript has a single exon. The record is from RefSeq and is a predicted model, not a curated record. NCBI's taxonomy places the organism in Eukaryota, Apicomplexa, Conoidasida, Eucoccidiorida, Eimeriidae. The coding region runs from base 1 to 294 and encodes 97 amino acids.
AUGUACUUUGUCCAACUCCUACUGUUCCUCCGGGACCACCAGCAGCAGCAGCAGCAGCAGCAGCAGAAGAAGAAGAAGAAGAAGAAGAAGAAGAACCACCAGCAGCAGCAGCAGCAGCAGCAGAAGAAGAAGAAGAAGAACUGCUGCUGCUGCUGCUACGAGACGAUCCCCGCAAUAAAUGCGAUUGAAGACGAUCCCAACUUGCACGCUGAUUCACAUCCAAACGGGAGGGACUGCAGCAGCAGCAGCAGCAGCAGCAGCAGCAACAGCAACAGCAGCACAAGCACCAGAUAA